UCUGGUGGUCAUGGAAGCAGCCACGUCACUCCCCAUCUACCUUUCUUUCUUUCUUCUCAAUUCCCCUCUCUUAUAUUGCAAGCAUUCUUACCAGCCAUGAAAAUGCGAGUGAAGAAGUUCAUUGCGUUUUGAAGAAGCACAGAACAAAAAAAAAUAUGAGAAGAAUCUCGAAUCUUCUCUCUAAAUCGAAACAACUCGCUGCAUUCGCAAGCCUAGAAACCAAACUUCGCGCCAAUGCGCUUCGCUCUUACUGCGAUCAAUCGCACCUUCGCCGCCAAAACCGUCCAGGGCCGCUUGUGCAGUACAGGAGUCUAGUUGAUCAAGGGAAGUUGCGGCACGAUCCUUUCCAAGAGAGUGUUGCAUCGGAGCUUGAGAAUUUGCUUGCAAGGUUGGAGCAGUACGAGAAAGAUAUGGAAGAGUAUCAUGUGAAUCUAGCUAAUUGGGAGAAGCAGCGGGAGAAUGAGCGUCGGAGGCUUCUCAUGGAGGAAGUUGAGCUGCACCAGAAGGACGAGUACUGGUGGAAGCGGUUGAACAAUAAGCUUACCGAAAGGUGGGAAUCCCGGAAAAGACCAAAAAAUAUGGAGUCAGGGGUAGGGAAAUGGGUAUCAUAUCUCAAACGAGAGAAGAAGUUGGAUUCACUAGUUGGUCACCGUCCAACUGCUCCUCCAGCUCCUAAAGGGCUUUACAUAUAUGGCAAUGUUGGCAGUGGGAAGACAAUGCUGAUGGACAUGUUUUAUAGUGCCACCAAAGGAAUUGUAAAACAUCGAAGAAGGUAUCACUUUCAUGAGGCCAUGCUUAGAAUUAAUGAACAAAUGCACAAGAUAUGGAAGAACCAAAUAGAAGAGAAGCCUUUGCAAUCGACCAUUGCUGGUUGGAUUAUGAGUCUUCCUUUUGACACGAAAGCUAAGGAGUGGUUGGCUGCUGAAGAAAGAUACAAGCAAGAGGUACAGAUGAAAAACAUUCUUCCUGCUGUUGCAGAUAUGUUUUUCCUGGAUGGAGAAGAGAAUGAAAAGGGAGCUAGCAUUUUGUGCUUUGAUGAGAUACAGACUGUUGAUGUAUUUGCUAUUGUGGCUUUAUCUGGAAUUCUAAGCAGAUUGCUGAGUAGUGGAACUAUAAUUGUGGCUACCAGUAAUCGAGCACCAAAGGACUUAAAUGAGGCUGGUAUGCAAAAGGAAAUAUUCCAGAAACUUGUCUCCAAAUUGGAAGAACAUUGUGAGAAAGUAUUGAUAGGGAGUGAAAUUGACUACCGUCGUUUUAUAGCACAAAAAUCAGAAAACCAGGUGCACUAUUUCUGGCCUAUUGAAAAGGAAGCAAUGAAUGAAUUUGAGAAAAAGUGGCAUGAUGUUACAGGCAGAUUUGGAGGAAGAAUAAUCUCAAACACCAUCUCAGUGAUGUUUGGAAGGACACUUGAGGUUCCUCAAAGCUUUGAUGGAGUUGCACGCUUCACAUUUGAGUAUCUCUGCGGUCGUCCGUUGGGUGCAGCAGAUUAUAUUGCAGUAGCUGAAAACUUUCACACGGUUUUCAUAUCUGACAUUCCAGUAAUGAGUAUGCGCAUCCGUGACAAGGCACGGAGAUUUAUCACCCUUAUUGACGAGUUAUACAAUCAUCAUUGCUGCCUGUGUUGUUUGGCAUCCUCUUCAAUUGAUGAAUUAUUUCAAGGAACUGAGGAGGGCACACUUUUUGACUUGGAAAGUUUCCAGUUUGAAACUGAGACUGAAGGUGGGAGACUUCGCCGCAAUGUCUUGGCAGAAGGUAGGGUCAGCUCAGGAGGUGCCCCUUCUGGUAUCACAUCCAUACUAUCUGGUCAAGAGGAAAUUUUUGCUUUUCAAAGAGCUGUAUCACGCCUGAUUGAAAUGCAAACGCCAUUAUACUUGGAUGGAGUCAGUAAUUUCCACCCUUAUUUUCAGAGGCAACAUAAAAAGUUACAACAAUUGUGACAGCUUAUAUUCUAAGUCAUUAACCUGAGUUUUUUUUUUUUAAUUUACUUGUAAUGAAAUUGUCAUCUGAUGCCAAAUUAACUUUAUAUACUAUUUGUGGAUAAUCGGCCAACAUUCAUGUCAAUAAUAAACACCAUAGCUUUGACGAGUGAUCAA
This is a messenger RNA of Glycine soja, 2093 nucleotides long. RefSeq names its product AFG1-like ATPase. The record is from RefSeq and is a predicted model, not a curated record. Gene Ontology annotation, cellular component: cytoplasm; mitochondrion. Gene Ontology annotation, molecular function: ATP hydrolysis activity; ATP binding. The transcript is spliced from 14 exons. NCBI's taxonomy places the organism in Eukaryota, Viridiplantae, Streptophyta, Magnoliopsida, Fabales, Fabaceae. The coding region runs from base 156 to 1937 and encodes 593 amino acids.